AGUAUUGUGAUGAGAUGUUGGUAGCUUACUAAGACACAGUGCUGAAGAAAUGCUAGAAGUUGCAAGGAGAUAUGAGUGCAGAGUGAAUGGUGACCGGGCACCCGGGACCUGCUGAGGCAGAGAGCGAACCUAUCUGGGAAGAAUGAGAAAACCAAAGGGCUCUGCAGAGGGAGGGGGAGGACACCACAAACUAACUGCAGCUCUGCUUCCUACCCGUAAGGAGAGCUCUGAGGACAGGAUUGAAGAUUCUGAUCCCAGUCUGCCUUUCCAGCCUUAGUAUUGAUGGAUGACCAGGAGACACAAAGGCCAUCCUGCCUACUGGCUUCUAUGUUCUUCUGAUUUCAUCCAGUCCUUUGCUAACUGUUCGGAGCACCAUAACAUGGUGUGGGAAGUGAAGACAAAUCAGGUGCCUAAUGCAGUACAGAAACUCCUGCUAGUAAUGGACAAGAGAGCUUCAGGAAUGAAUGACUCAUUGGAGUUGCUGCAGUGUAAUGAAAAUUUGCCAUCCUCACCUGGAUACAACUCUUGUGAUGAGCACAUGGAGCUUGAUGAUCUUCCUGAACUUCAGGCUGUUCAGAGUGAUCCUACUCAAUCUGCCAUAUACCAGCUAAGUUCAGAUGUGUCACAUCAAGAAUAUCCAAGACCAUCUUGGAACCAAAAUACCUCAGAAAUACCAGAAAACACUUACCGUGAAAAUGAGGUGGAUUGGCUAACAGAAUUAGCAAAUAUCGCCACCAGUCCACAAAGUCCACUUAUGCAGUGCUCAUUUUACAACAGAUCAUCUCCUGUACACAUCAUAGCUACUAGCAAAAGUUUACAUUCCUAUGCGCGCCCUCCACCGGUGUCCUCUUCUAAAGGUGGGCCAGCCUUCGCUCAUCACCACUGGAAGGAGCAAACACCAGUCAGACAUGAAAGGGCAAGCAGUGAGUCAGAAUCUGGUAUUUUCUGCAUGUCCUCCCUCUCGGAUGAUGACGACUUGGGGUGGUGCAAUUCCUGGCCUUCGACUGCUUGGCACUGUUUUUUGAAAGGCACACGACUGUGUUUUCAUAAGGGAAGCAAUAAGGAAUGGCAGGAUGUGGAAGAUUUUGCUAGAACUGAAGGCUGCGAUAAUGAGGAAGAUCUCCAGAUGGGCACUCACAAGGGCUAUGGUUCUGAUGGUCUAAAGUUGUUAUCACAUGAAGAAAGUAUAUCAUUUGGCGAGUCUGUACUGAAGUUGACUUUUGAUCCUGGUACAGUCGAAGAUGGUUUACUUACUGUAGAGUGUAAACUGGACCACCCUUUCUAUGUUAAAAAUAAAGGUUGGUCAUCAUUUUAUCCAAGCUUGACUGUGGUACAGCAUGGCAUUCCAUGUUGUGAAAUUCAUGUUGGUGAUGUAUGUCUACCUCCUGGACACCCCGAUGCCAUUAAUUUUGAUGAUUCAGGUGUUUUUGAUACAUUUAAAAGCUAUGACUUCACGCCUAUGGAUUCCUCUGCAGUCUAUGUGUUAAGUAGUAUGGCUCGUCAGCGUCGUGCAUCUUUGUCUUGUGGAGGACCUGGAGGUCAAGACUUUGAAAGAUCUGGAUUCAGUAAAAACUGUGGCUCCCCGGGAUCCUCACAGCUCUCUUCCAAUUCCUUGUAUGCUAAAGCUGUCAAAACCCACAGCUCAGGGACUGUGAGUGCCACUUCUCCUAACAAGUGCAAAAGACCAAUGAAUGCCUUCAUGCUUUUUGCCAAAAAAUACAGAGUUGAAUAUACUCAGAUGUAUCCAGGGAAAGAUAACAGAGCCAUAAGUGUGAUCCUUGGUGACAGGUGGAAGAAAAUGAAGAAUGAAGAGAGGAGAAUGUAUACAUUAGAAGCAAAGGCUUUGGCUGAAGAACAAAAACGUUUAAAUCCUGACUGUUGGAAAAGGAAAAGAACCAAUUCAGGCUCACAACAACAUUAAACCAGGAUGCUUAUGUUCUUAAGUCUGUAUUUGCAUAAACAUUGACUGUUGAUGGAAAGACUUAAGAAGAUCAAGGUCUCACCAUUUGUCCUGAAUCCGUGUGACCGUAAGAUACUGAUAGCAUUGAGUCUUGAAAUGAUUGAUUUAAUAAUAUGAGUGAGGAUUUGCUUUCUCCAUUAGAGCAUUAAGUAAGCUAAAACUAUCAACAUUGUAAACCAAAUUGCCUUAUUUUCUUCCAAACUUCAUAUAUGUUUAUCAGGUAAUAUAGGCUUGAAAAUUGAUAUCCUGUGGUGCUAAAGUACAGUAGAAAGAGAGGAGAAGUGUAUACAUGUUUUAUUUUAAAUUGUACAAAGGGGGAAUUUAAAAAUAUGUAACUGCUGUUUAUACAUUGGCUCCUUACUGCUUAUUAAUCUGUAUUGUAUACAUAAUGGAGUGAAGCAGAAGCCGGGAGUUGGCCUUUCCUUGAGCAACCACCAUAUGGCUCAGCAUCUGUGCCAAACACGGGGGCUCCUAGUCUGGCCAGUGCCAAGAGGUUGCCGGAACAGGGGGCAGGUGGAUGGUGUCAGUGUCACAGCCUGAGAGCCACCUGCCACAGCUCCCGGAGCAUGCUGAGUGGACGCGCCAGGUGGCAGCACCCACCCCUUGCUCGAUGGAGACAGCCCAGGCCAAGGUAAAGUUAGUGAAUAGCAUUGGGGUAUAGUCACUGUAAUGGUGCUGUUAACGGUUGACACCAUUGUAUUUUUAACUUUUGUGUCCUGUAUCUCCUCAGCCACAUAUCUUAAUAUCGUAUUUGUCAUCGUAUCUCUAUGGUGGGGGCAGACUUUGCACUUAUGCAGUGCAACACGUGCACUUUACUUUCCUCCAAACUGUCUACAGUGAGAGCAAACACAAUGGCAAUACAGCUGCUUAUGCUCUGAGCUACAAUCAAUCAUGGCUUUUCAUGUUACUUACCCAGUGGUGUUUCUGGUUAGGAAUCACAGCUGUAAAAUUGAAUUUCAGUUCAUUACACUUCUUCAUGAUGUUGCCCCUAAAUUUUGCACACUAUAUUCUUGUAUAUUAUUUCAAAUAAAAUGAAAAAAUUGUUUA
Molecule: messenger RNA, 3007 nt
Organism: Lagenorhynchus albirostris (white-beaked dolphin)
Lineage: Eukaryota; Metazoa; Chordata; Mammalia; Artiodactyla; Delphinidae
Gene: HBP1
Product: HMG-box transcription factor 1
Exons: 12
Coding region: 287-1921 (544 amino acids)
Biological process (GO): regulation of transcription by RNA polymerase II
Cellular component (GO): nucleus
Molecular function (GO): protein binding; RNA binding; RNA polymerase II cis-regulatory region sequence-specific DNA binding
Source: RefSeq, a predicted model, not a curated record